AUGCUGUUGCAACUCCCGGCUAGCCUUCAUUACCCAAUCACCGUCACAGAGCUUCUCAAGCAGCCCAACGACGAUGUCGAGAGGUUUGCUCCACUGUUCGCGUACACGUUCAAAUCGACGGUAUCAGAAGGAGAUGGAUUGGGCAAUGAUCUCCAGGUCGAAAGGACUUUCCCCACGAGGUUCGAGUCCAAUGUCGAAGGGAAACUAAAAGCAUGGAAGGUGAAGAAAGGCACAGUCAUCGCCCAUUCAAGGUCGUCGUAUGUGACAGAGCAGCUCGACUCAUCCCGUGCGACCAUCAACAUGGUCCAUGACAACGUUUCCCUUACUGUCAGCACGGCGACAGCGACGACGAUGGAAGAGGAAGCCAAGAGAAGGCUCCUAGCAAGUAAAAAGCUAUCUCUCGUUGUCGAUUUAGACCAGACGAUAAUCCAUGCUACGGUUGACCCAACUGUAGCAGACUGGCAAAAGGACGAAAGCAAUCCGAAUCACGAAGCUGUGAAAGACGUCAAGUCCUUUUUACUGAAAGAUGAUGGACCUGGGAAUAGAGGAUGUUUUUACUUUGUCAAGCUUCGACCCGGCUUGCGAAAGUUUCUUGAGAACGUAUCGCAGCUCUAUGAGCUCCACAUCUACACAAUGGGCACGAGGCUAUAUGCCCAAAACAUCGCAGAGAUUGUGGACCCUGAUCAUCGAAUCUUUGGAGAUCGCAUCCUGAGCCGCAAUGAAAGUGGUAGCAUGAAUGUAAAGAGCCUGCAAAGACUCUUUCCUGUGGAUACUAAAAUGGUGGUUAUCAUAGAUGAUCGCGCUGAUGUUUGGAAGUGGAGUCCCAAUCUUAUCAAAGUCAAGGCGUAUGACUUUUUUGUGGGCAUAGGUGAUAUCAACUCAAGCUUUUUGCCCAAGAAGCCGGAGCUCAAGAUACCGAAGACCAGGCUCAAAGCUCCUGAAACGGCUAGUGAUUCGACAGAAGGUACUGAGACCAAAGAACCAGAGCCAUCGACUAACGGCGACCAACACGUCAAUCCGGCCGAAGCAGCCGAAGUUCUGCAACAGAAUCUCGUAGACAGUACCGCUUCACCUCUGGAUCGGCUCGUUGCAAUGGGAGGUGCAGAUGAUCCUGCCAACAGGACGGCGCAGUCGACACAACAAGACGAGACUAUAGCGGCGCAGGUCGAAGAAAGACCGCUGCUUAAGAAACAAAAGAUGCUUGAAGAAGAAGGGGCAAAUGCUGCUGCCGAGACCACGAAAGAUGAGAACGACGAAAGCAAAUCGGUAUCCGAGAAGUCCAGUGAGUCGGAAAGACCAAAGCAGAAUCUUUUGCAUGAUCAAGACCAAGAAUUGUACAAAUUGGAGAGCCACCUUGGCGCGGUACACAAGGCUUUCUUUGAAGCACACAAACAACAGGUAGCAUCUUCCCAGGGCGGUCGCCUGGGCCAACUUCGUGGAGUUCACAAGAGAAAGAUUGGCCCUGAGACGUCCGAUCUCGACCUAGUGCCAGACAUCAAGGACAUCAUGCCUCGGGUCAAGUCAAAUGUACUCGCAGGUACGGUCAUCGUCUUCUCAGCUCUCUUUCCUCAGAACGUAGACAUGAGGACAACUGAUUGGGGCAUACAAGCCGCCGAGUUCGGCGCCAGAAUUGAUUCAAAGGUGACGAAGCGGACGACGCAUCUUGUUGCAGCCCCCAAAAGGACGGACAAGGUCAAAUUAGCGCAACAUAAGCGCAAUUGGGACAUUAGUAUCGUCAGUCGCCAUUGGCUAGAGGAUUGCUUCAGUUCGUGGAUGAACCUCGAUGAAGACCCAUACCUCUUAGACAUCGAAGGGCCAAAAGACGAUGCUUCUUUCUUGGAUGAGGACUCGUACAGUAACACCGAUGAUGACUCCCAGAUUGACGAGGAUUCCGAUGAAGGCGAAGUAGAAACCCCGGAGAGAAUUGAUGGCAAGCCCGUAAAGCUUAGGCUUACCACAAGGACUCCGCCUCUAGACGACGAUCAUGAAUCUGAAGUUGACUCAGGCGAGACCGCUGAAUUCGAAUAUGACAACAAAAGCCCCGUCGGUACAAAAGAAGACUGGGAUGAAAUGGACGCCGCCCUCCAAGACUUCCUUGGCAGCGAGGACGAAGAGGAAGACGACGACAACAAAAGUAAUGCCAGUCAAGCUAGCAACGCGAGCACCGUUAGUAUUCGGGCUAAGAAACGGAGUAGAGAAGACUAUGAAAGCGGUGAAGAGUCCGACGACGAAAAGGUGAAGAAGAAGCAGACUACUGGUACCUCAUUAAGUCAGACAACCCUAGUUGAUUCGAACGACGGAACGACAGACCCGCAAGCGGGGAAUGAGGAUCCAGUCGAGGAUGGACCAAAGCAGGAGGGUGAUGGCUGGAGUGACUUUGACGAAGACGACUUUGACGCCGAGCUGGAGGAGGCGGAGAGCGAAGAGCAGGAGGCUUCUUUGCCUGUCUGA
Messenger RNA from Bacidia gigantensis, 2451 nucleotides. RefSeq lists its product as uncharacterized. NCBI's taxonomy places the organism in Eukaryota, Fungi, Ascomycota, Lecanoromycetes, Lecanorales, Ramalinaceae. Bases 1 to 2451 code for a protein of 816 amino acids. The record is from RefSeq and is a predicted model, not a curated record. Gene Ontology annotation, molecular function: RNA polymerase II CTD heptapeptide repeat phosphatase activity. The transcript has 2 exons. Gene Ontology annotation, cellular component: nucleus.